AUUUAAAUAUUGUCUCACCAAAAUUCUUUAUGAACCUUGAUGAACCCUUUUUUUAUCACCUUUCAAGAAGUGACAUGGAAGUGACACAAUACCUGUGGGGUAACUUUGUAAACAUUCCCCGUGUGCUACUAGAAGGCUAAACAGUUCCGUGUUCCCCUUACGUUCACCAUCAUUGUAUUAGCCAGUUAGCUAAAUCUUUAGCUUGGAAUUAUCAUAAUUUUGACGGUAUUUUAUAACUACCACUUAAUUCGGACCUUGCUACGUACCAUUUCUAUCUUGGUGGUAGUGCUUAUAUGCAAGUUGGCCAGCAAGUUAGCCAGUUGCAAGGUUGAGAACGUUAAAUGGCUGACUGUACAGUGGUUGCUAGCUAGUUGAUGUUAUUAGCUCAAUGUUGUAGCUAGCUGAUGUUAUUAGCUGUGUAUGCGUGCAAUCUACACUUUUAAAUAUACUUUUUGUUUAACGCUAAAGCCAAUUGUAUUUACAAAUAGUUCAUAAUUCAUAUUAUUGUUCUUGUCGGAAUGCUGCUGUAAGCAAGAACACGUAGCUAGCUAAUACAUUAAUUGUGUUCAGCAACCCAUAGCAAUGGUCUCUGUGGAUGUUACAGAAUUUCUAGUGUCCUUGCUAGACGUGCAUAAAUUGCAACUGCAGGCUCUCACUAAACAGGGAGAGAUCCAAGCCAAGGUCCUCAGACAGGUUAUAAAAGAUGGUUUAUCAAGAAGAAGUGACAUCCCUUCAUCUCGGGACACUAACAAGCAAGGCAAGAUGACCGUAAUGGAAGAAAAAGAGUCCGCGGAAUGGUGCGCAAGGUUGGCUGAGUUACUCCAAGCUGAGGUACAUAUCAAAUCGAAUUUUACUGGAUCUCAAAGGAUACUUCCUUCUGAAGCUCAGCCCUUACCUGUGGAGGACCAAGGCAGACGUGACUUCCUGUCAUUAAAGUAUGAUCCCCAUAAGGGAGUUAGAGAGCUGGGCCUAAAGCUAGACUCUGCUGCCAAGCGCUGGCUGAGGCCCGACCUGAGAAGUGCUGCACAGGUAGAGCAGUGUGUGGCCAUGGAGCACUUCCUAUCCCUCUUGCCACAUGAAGCAGCCGUCUGGGUGCAGAAGCAGCACCCCAGGGACAUGGAGGAGGCCAUCAGCUUGGCGGAGCGUUGGAUUGGGUGCGGAGACUCCCUGAAUGUUGGCUCUACGGAUACACAGACUGACUCAGAGCAUGGUUCCCCCAACAUCCAGCAGCAAAGGAUUGACAAGACAAUGCAGAGGAUCGAUGAUCAGCCUGAUGCUUCAUCGGAGUCUUUUGACAGUCAAAUGGAGACUGUCAAGCUGGAGUCUGGCCAGCUGAGUCUGGAGGUCUCGGAGCUGGAGGCCCCCAGUCUGGAGGAGGAGCACGACCAGAGUUCCCCACAGGAAGUGGUCCCCUUUGUGUGUAAGCAGGAGGAAGAGGAACCAGACUUCACACAGGAGAGCCAGUGGGCUCAGGAGAGGGCCCCGGCUGAAGGCUUCCACUUGUCCGUGGGCUCAUUAGCACAGGGGAGCAUGUCUGUAUCCGAUUGUGUCCUCCCUCCAGAAUGCUGUUCUCUCAUCUCCACCUUGCCCACAACCUCCAGCCAGGCCUCUCCACAGUCACCCACCGGUCUAGUUCGGGACCUGUAUUAUCAGUGUGUCAAGGACAGUCCAAUGACAGCUCGACGUAGGGGUGUUAAUGCCUCUUUGAUGGAUCCUGAGGCUCACCUCUCUGCAGGGUACACGGGGCAGUUCUCUGAGAAUGUUCUAGAGCAGCAGCAGACGUGGAAGACUCCCCCAGGAGUCCCCUCACCCAUACUGAACUCUCACCUCACCCUGCCCUCUCACCAGUGCCCAGACUGUGGCUGCUGCUUCACCCAGCAGAGAAGCUUACAGGAGCACAGGAACAUUCACACCGGGGAGAGGCCUUUUGUAUGCGACUUGUGUGGGAAAGCCUUCUGCCACCGCCGGACUCUGAACAAACACACUCGCAUCCACUCCAGGGAGAGACCUUUUCAUUGCGACUACUGCGGACAGACCUUCAAACUCAAAGACACCAUGAAGAGGCAUCAGAUGGCCCACUGUAGGCACACGCCGUAACAUCCACCUGCUCGCCCAGCAGGUCGUCAUGACAAUGAACAAACAAAAGGAGAUGUGUGCUUUAGGCUUUCUGAGUUGUGUGAAUAUUGGUCUGCUACGCAGGCAGAUUCCUAGUGAAAAUCCAUGUGUGUUUUCAUUUGACGCAGUUUGUACGUGUUGUGUGUGUGUGUGUGUACACAAACAUUCAUAUUACCUGUGGUUCAUGUUGAUGGUUAGUUCAUUUAGUAAUCAUGCUAUCAUUAACUAUAGUCACUAGAUUAUUCAAACAUGCGUUUUUAAGAGAACGGAGGAGGGGGUAAUUUAUGUACAUAAAGCAUUUUAUAUGGC
Messenger RNA from Osmerus eperlanus (European smelt), 2424 nucleotides. Its product is annotated as zinc finger and SCAN domain-containing protein 12-like. The record is from RefSeq and is a predicted model, not a curated record. Lineage: Eukaryota; Metazoa; Chordata; Actinopteri; Osmeriformes; Osmeridae. The transcript has 2 exons. The coding region runs from base 583 to 2097 and encodes 504 amino acids. Gene Ontology annotation, biological process: regulation of transcription by RNA polymerase II. Gene Ontology annotation, cellular component: transcription regulator complex; chromatin; PcG protein complex. Gene Ontology annotation, molecular function: DNA-binding transcription factor activity, RNA polymerase II-specific; RNA polymerase II cis-regulatory region sequence-specific DNA binding.